Messenger RNA from Phyllostomus discolor (pale spear-nosed bat), 458 nucleotides. RefSeq names its product FXYD domain-containing ion transport regulator 4-like. NCBI's taxonomy places the organism in Eukaryota, Metazoa, Chordata, Mammalia, Chiroptera, Phyllostomidae. Gene Ontology annotation, biological process: potassium ion transmembrane transport; regulation of sodium ion transmembrane transporter activity. Bases 63 to 287 code for a protein of 74 amino acids. The record is from RefSeq and is a predicted model, not a curated record. Gene Ontology annotation, cellular component: membrane. Gene Ontology annotation, molecular function: sodium channel regulator activity. The transcript has a single exon.
CCAGCAGCUUCCUCAGACCUGCUCUGUGCACACUGCUCUCAGGCCUGCCCUGCAGCUGUGACAUGGAGAGAGUGACCUGGGGCCUUCUCUUUGCACUGGCAGGCAUGCCUGCCUUUGAAGCCAAUGAUCUGGUUGAUAAAUAUAGCCCCUUCUAUUACGACUGGGAAGGCCUGCAGCUGGGUGGGACAAUCUGCGCAGGGCUCUUGUGCAUCGUUGGACUCUUGUUCAUCCUAAGUGGCAAAUGUAAAUGCAAGAACAAUCAGAAGCAAAGCCCCUUACCUGAGUAGGCUGUUCCAUUCAUCACUUCAGGCUCUGCCAGUACCUGCUGAGCUCAGGACCAGCUUUGUGGCACUCCCAGUGCCAGAUCCUAUGCUGUUCCCUCCCUACUUGGAGGCCUUUCUAUGGGUUGACCCUUAGUCUCCCUUCUGAUCAGGAAGCUGCCCAAAGCUUAUUUCUAA